UGAUUAUAUAAAGCGGUAACUGAAUGACGAGAUGGCUAUAGAUGACUCACACGGUGUAAUUAUAACAGAUUGAAUUAUUAACGAGGUCAGCUACCUGUUAUUAGGGAGUGUGUUGUAUAACUUAAUAUAAGAGUUUCUCGACCUUCCAACAACGGCUUAUACACCCCACAUUGACUUACAUCUUAGCCAGUGUAUCAGAAUGUCUCAGCAAUCCCCGUACUCGUCCCCGGUCGAAGAGCCGAGGCGAUCGUCGUUUGCUUCCGAGAAGACUUUAGUAGAGACUCCAUAUCGGGACAACUCCGAGAAGAACAACAAUGGCCGAAAGUCAUCGACCGGUACAUAUUCCAGUCAAUCUAGCGGUAGUUCAUCCUCAGGCAUAAUGGAUAAGGCUGUUCAGAAGAUCAAGUCGAAGCUGAAGGAUAGAGAUUCAACUCCCAAGCCUAAGCGUCGUCCAGUUCGCAGUUCGUACCCAGAUACGGCUUAUAUGUGGCGAGCACUAGCAGAAUCGAAGAUUUAGAUUUUCCUUUAUGCAUUUUCCCCUUUGAACAACGAGUGGUGUUACGCAUGUCGACUCGAACUCUCGACGAUACCCCAUAUAUAUAAGUUACCUACCAAGGUACUUACCUAACUACGCGAAGUUGGUGUCUUUCAAUGACACUUUGAGGGGUGGAAUGGGUCAUAUGGGGUUGGCUAAGGAUGGGGACACUUGGUAUUAGAAAAUGGCGGUUCAGAAUGAUUUCAAUAGGCGUUAGGUUUACUAUUGGGAAGAUAGGGAUUGAAAUAUGAGGAUACCCGAAUGAAUUAUAAUUUGAUACACAAGCACUUUGGUUAUUCUGUCUCUGAAGAGAUAUGGUCACGCUAUGGUUGGGUUCACAGGUCCAAGAUUGAAAUACAAACAAAUACUUCUUUAAUUGGUACCUUUCAUAUUAGAGUUAUUCAACAAGCCUAAAGCAAUGCUAUCUAAUUUAUAACGCAUUUGAAUCAAGCAUCAUAGCUAGUACGACUAUUAUAACAUAUGUACAGUUCA
This is a messenger RNA of Hypoxylon trugodes, 1027 nucleotides long. RefSeq lists its product as uncharacterized. The record is from RefSeq and is a predicted model, not a curated record. Bases 200 to 517 code for a protein of 105 amino acids. The transcript is spliced from 4 exons. NCBI's taxonomy places the organism in Eukaryota, Fungi, Ascomycota, Sordariomycetes, Xylariales, Hypoxylaceae.